GAGAUCCAUGAAAAAGAAUGAACUUGAAUUCCACCGUAUCCCAACUAAUGCUUCUGCAGAGAAUUUGAUUUCUUUUAACAAAGCUCACUCUCUACUCUAGCUCCUUCCUUCCAGAAGUAAAGAAGAAUUUCAAUUGAACAAUUAAAUUGAAAAUUAGGAAUUUUCGUAGGAUCGUACAAUUAUUCAAGAAAAGAAAAAAAAUGGAGAAAAUCAGGAGAGCUUCGCAUGCUGGUUCAUGGUACACCGACAAUCCUAAAAAACUUGAUGAAGAGCUUGAUGGAUGGCUUAAGGCUGCUGCCUUGGAGAAGUCUCCUGAUGUUCGAGGCGUAAUUGCUCCGCAUGCAGGUUACUCGUAUUCAGGUCGUGCUGCUGCUUAUGCAUUUGGAAAUAUAGAUCCUGCAAACAUUUCUCGGAUAUUCCUGCUUGGUCCAUCCCACCAUUAUUAUACUCCCAAAUGUGCUCUUUCAACUGCCACAGUUUACAAGACGCCAAUAGGAGACUUACCUAUUGAUUUGGAAGUCAUCGAGGAACUUAAAGCUACAGGAAAAUUUGAGUUGAUGGAUCUUCGUGUUGAUGAAGCUGAACAUAGCAUGGAAAUGCACUUGCCAUAUCUUGCUAAAGUUUUUGAAGGGCAUCAGGUUAAAGUUGUACCCAUAUUGGUUGGUGCUCUUAAUGCUGAUAAUGAGGCUAUGUAUGGAAAGUUGUUAGGGAAGUAUGUAGAUGAUCCAACUAAUUUCUUUUCAGUCUCCUCAGAUUUUUGUCACUGGGGUUCUCGGUUCAAUUACAUGCACUAUGACAAGAAAUAUGGGGCUAUACAUAAGUCUAUUGAGGCAUUGGACAAGAUGGGUAUGGAUAUAAUUGAAACAGGGGAUCCAGAUGCAUUUAAACAGUAUUUGCAGGAAUAUGACAAUACAAUUUGUGGACGGCAUCCAAUUAGUGUUUUCGUACAUAUGUUAAGGAAUUGUGCGACUGUGAUAAAGAUCAAGUUCCUCCGAUACGAGCAGUCAAGCCAAUGCAAAACAACGAGGGACAGCAGUGUCAGUUAUGCAUCUGCAGCAGCAAAGGUGGAUGCUUGAAGCUGUAGUUAUAAUUCAAAUGUGGUCGUGUUGGAGACGGUUAACAAUCUGAACUUCUUUAUAUUGAAUAUAACACUUGAUCACUGGCAUUUGCAAGAAUCUAUCAUGCUGUUUAUAGAUUGACAAUGAUAAGGAAAUUGGUGCAUACCUUUUCCCUGUUGA
This is a messenger RNA of Ricinus communis (castor bean), 1238 nucleotides long. Its product is annotated as protein MEMO1. The transcript has 8 exons. Bases 201 to 1076 code for a protein of 291 amino acids. Lineage: Eukaryota; Viridiplantae; Streptophyta; Magnoliopsida; Malpighiales; Euphorbiaceae. The record is from RefSeq and is a predicted model, not a curated record.